Molecule: messenger RNA, 2949 nt
Organism: Coniophora puteana RWD-64-598 SS2
Lineage: Eukaryota; Fungi; Basidiomycota; Agaricomycetes; Boletales; Coniophoraceae
Product: glycosyltransferase family 20 protein
Exons: 13
Coding region: 1-2949 (982 amino acids)
Biological process (GO): trehalose biosynthetic process
Cellular component (GO): alpha,alpha-trehalose-phosphate synthase complex (UDP-forming); cytosol
Molecular function (GO): catalytic activity
Source: RefSeq, a predicted model, not a curated record
AUGAGCCACCUUCGAAACCAUCGCGUCGUUAUCGCCUCCCUCUUUCUCCCGACCACCGCCGUCAUUGGCGAGUCCAACCCGCCGUCUCCCGAUCCUGGCUUCACCGGCGCAGGACCCCUCUCCCCGGCUCCCGUCGCUGUACCCGCACCCGCUUCACCGCCACCCGAGAGACCGCCGUUCCAGCACAAGCACUCGCGAUCGCUGGGCGGAAACCCACCGCUGAAGAGCAUCGUCGAAGAUCUCAAGUCCCGACAAUCACGGGCCAUCACUCCUAUUUCGACACCAGGCUCCGAGGGCUCUAACCCGUUCUCCAAGUUCGCCUCGCUCACCGCCCAAACCGACGAGGCCGUCACACUCGCCACAGGGCUCAGCGAGACGCCCAUGAACCCGAUCGGCCCGCCGCGCAAGUUCCAGACGACACACCCGGACACAUCGCACGUCUCGCGCCUGCAGCGCAAGCACCCGCGCGCGCCGUCUGCCAUGGCGACGGCGGCGCGCAACUCGUCCGCGAGCGAUGACGGCAUGGUGGAGGUGCCGUGGCAUACGGAGAGCAACUCGCAUUGUAAUGGCGGGUUGAAGAAUGCGAUUGACGCGGUGAGGGACCGGCUCUCGGAUAAGAUGUGGGUGGGCACGUUGGGCACGAAGACGGACGACUUUAGCGACGUAUUGAGGAAGGACGUGGAUAUGCGCAUGUCGGAAGGGUGGAAGAGUGUGCCGGUGUGGAUCCCGGAUAACGAGUUUGAGAGUUGCUAUGAUGAGUUUUGUCAUCAGGUUUUGUGGCCAGCUCUGCACUACGCGGUCCCCGACGCGCCGAAAACGAAGCUCUUCUAUGAAAGCGGGUCGUUCAAGCAGUACCAAGCCGUCAACCAGCGCUUUGCAGACGUGAUCAUUGCAAACUACAAAGAAGGCGACAUCAUCUGGGUAAACGACUACCACCUCAUGCUCCUCCCCGCCCUGCUGCGCGCCUCCCCAGUCACGCGGGACGCGCCCAUCGGGUUCUUCAUGCACGUCGCCUUCCCCUCCUCGGAGAUCUUCCGCUGCCUCGCGGUCCGCGAGCCGCUCCUGCGCGGUCUGCUCGGCGCCGACUUGGUCGGCUUUCAAACUGCCAAUUUUGCGCGUCACUUUAGGCAGACGGUCUCGCGCAUUCUGGCGCUCGAGUCGCUGCCCAAGGGUGUACAGGUCGAGGCGCAGAGCGAGGCUGAGGGUGCGACGAGUGGGAGUGAGGCGGUGAAUGGACAUGGGGAGCGUGGGAGGUUUGUCGAGGUGGGCGUGUUCCCGAUGGGGAUUGAUGUUGGUGCGUUGAGGGAGAAGAAACGCCAGCCGGACGUCGAGUACUGGGUGCAGCUGCUCAAGCAGCGGUAUGCAGGCAUGAAGCUUGUCGUUGGCAGAGAUAAGCUCGACGAGAUCCAGGGUGUCAGACAUAAGCUCGAAGCAUUCGCGCAUUUCCUCAAGAAACACCCGGAGUCGCAGGGCAAGGUCGUCCUCAUCCAAGUUGCCCUCCAAACCACCGAAUCCAACGAGCUCGCCGGCGGUGUCUCCGACGUCGUUGCACGCGUCAACUCGCAGUUCUCGACGCUCACAUACCAGCCGAUCGUGUUCCUGCACACACAGGACCUCACGUUCUCGCAGUACCUCGCGCUGCUCACCGUCGCAGACGCGUUCCUCGUCACGUCGCUGCGCGAGGGCAUGGCGCUGCGCACGCACGAGUUCGUCGAGUGCCAGGAGGGGCGGCACCGGCCGCUCAUUCUGAGCGAGUUCACGGGGAGCUACAGUUAUAGCGGGUUCAGGAGCUGUAUUGCGGUGAACCCGUGGGAUACGCGUGGGACGGGGGAUGCGAUCAACCGAGCGCUGAGUAUGGGGGAUGAGGAGGCGAGAGAGCGCUGGGUGGACCUGCAUAACCACGUCGUCACGCAGACCGCGCAGGCCUUUGUCACCUCGUUCCUCGCGCGCUGUCUGCGCGCGCACACGGAACACCUCGCGUCGCAGCACAGCAGCAGCACGAGCAGCAGCACCGUCCAGCACCCGUCGCCGCUCGACGUCUCGCGCCUGCUGCCGCGGUACAAGUACUCGAGCCGCCGGCUGCUGCUGUUCGACCUCGAGGGCACGCUCUGGCUGCGCGACAUGUCGCGCGCCGCGCUGCAGGCGCCGUUCACCGGCCUGCCCGAGGGGCCCGUGAACGUCCUCCGGCGGCUCGUCAAGGACGCGCGGAACGAGGUGUGGGUGCUCAGCGGGCUGCAGGCGAAGGGUGUGCUUGAUAAGGUCGCGGAGGCGGUGCCGGGCGUGGGCGUUGUCGCGGAGAACGGGUGUUUCAUUCGGACGAGGGGUACGCGGAGGGAGCCGGCGGAGUGGGUGAGCAUGCUGGGGAGCUUUAAUAUGACGUGGAAGGGGCCGUGUGUUGAGAUUUUGAACUAUUUCACGGAGCGGACUCCGGGUGCGUUCGUAGAGGAGCGCGAGGCGAGCGUGGUCUGGCGGUUUUGGUCGGGCGCAAAGGACGAAAACUGCCCUGAUAGGCAGUGGGCGCGCAGGCAGGCUGCUGAGGCGCAGAACCACAUCUUUGACAGCCUCGGCGAGCGCUACGGCCUACGCAUCAUCCCAGGCGCCAACUCCUUCCUCGUCCUGCCCAACAACAUCUCCCGCUCGACCGCCGUCGGCGCGAUCCUGCACCCGGGCGGCCCCGCGCGCUCGCCCGCCGUCGCGCCCCGCUCCGCGUGGCUCUCCCCCGCGACCAACGCGUUCGGCGGCGGAGACGAUCUCGGCGAGGUGGGCAUGGGCGACGAGGCGAGCUUUGUCCUCGCCGUGAGCAGCGACGAGAAGCUGCUGCGGAGGCUGAACGAUCUCGAGGGCGCCGAGACGUGCUCGACGAGUGGCAAGGGCACGGAUGCGAAGUGGAGGUUGGACGCCAGGGAGUCGGUCGUCGCUUUGGAGCAGUUUGCGAACGCGAGCGCUUGA